CCCUCGGGUCUUUUCGAUCCCCUGCUCUAGCUCUCCCUUAUGGAGCUGAGGGACUGCGAGGAGUUGCUCAAGGUGUUGGACUCGUGCCUGUCGCGCAUCAAAUGGCGCCUGAGACCUUUGGCGAGGCGUCGUCUCGAGACGGAUUUCCUCUCGUAUUCGUAUCUUUUGCAUAUCUGAAAACGAUGAGAUGUUGUUUCAGCACUUUGAUUGCCUUAAUGGAUCCUAAUCAAAGACAAGGCUGCAGUAGAACUUUCAAUUAUAUAUUCAUGUGCCCUAAAAUAUUGACAUUCCACUGCAACCACAAUAAGGUGACCAAUGGUGGUCUACAUCAUUUUGAUUGAAGGAUCCUUAAGAGCUUUAAAUCAGCUCUCACAGUAUAAUGAUGAAGAGGAUCCUUAUCACAUUCCCAUUGUAUUGAGAGUUGAGACUAUAAUUUCAUGGUCUACAUAUCAAGAUAGGUAAGCCCAAAUAAUUCCACGAGCUCUUACAUUUACUUGUCCUAAAAUCUGAGAACAAAGAAACAUGUUAACUGGUUACAAACUAUAUGUGGGCCAUCCAUAGAUGCAUAAAUCUAGCUUUUCAGUUAGUAAUUGCCAUCUGCUACAUAUAUGGAUAUUGAUUUGUUACUAAUGGUCAUGCAUUCCAUAUGUGCAUGCUAAGGAAUUUCCAAGGAAUCUGCAGGGCAUCACCUAGGUCACUGCUUGAGUUGUGCAUAACAUGACAAAUGAUCCAUUACUUUGCCUCAUGAUAGCGGCAAGCCACCGGUGGGGUCUGUAGUUACACCAAUGCAAUCCCAAGGACAUAUAUGCUGAAGUUAUAAAAAGAGACAAGCUUGCAUAUGUUUUUCUGAAAAGCAUCACUUUUUGUAUCAUAGCACUUGAAAUAAAUAUGACUCGAUCAGUAUAAAACACCAUAUAUUUUGUCAUCUAUCCUGACAAAUUAUUACUCAAGAUUCCAUAUGCAGAUAUCCUGGCUUUGUGCACGAGACUGAGACCUGUGAUAUUGGUGGACUAUGAUGGAAUUAUGCCUAAACUUCAAGAGAAUCUAUCUGCACUUUUAUUUCUUGCUCAGAAGGAAUCAAAUGAUUUACAAUAUUUGAGAAUAAUGAUCUUAGAUGACAUGGCUUACAUCAUUCAUGUCAAAGAACUUGCUGAGCAUGUCUUAUCAAGUCUCAGCUCAGAGCAGCAGCUAACUCUUCUGGAUCUUGAGCAGUAUCCUAUGAAGAUCCUUUCACCAAGAGAAGAGAAUGAAGUUGCAUCAGACUUUGUCUUAAUCCAAAAGCUACUUUCAUCGGCCUUUCCUGUUGAAGUUGAAAAAGGCCACAUGCCUAGUGUGCUUCCUUCCUUGGGAAAACCAGGAGUGGAGACUUCACAUCUAAAUGCUGUUGGUCUUGCUAAUUUAAGCGGGCAUUCUGCUCCUCAACCUGCUGAUGUUAUUGAUCUUAGCAGCUUUCUACAAGAUGUAAGGGUCACCUUACCUUCUCUGAACGGGUGGCUUCUUGGUUAUCCUGUUACGUAUUUGUUCAGCAAGGAGCAUGCUGAAAAAGCUUCAUACAAUCUUUCCACCAAGUCUCUUCGUAUAUUCAAAAUUUUCAUUUGCAGAAAAACAUCUGGUUCUCAACUCUAUGAAAAUGAACUAAUGAGUUUUACGGUGCCCUGCGAUAUGAGUCAGAGACUGGAUAAAGAGCCAUGGAUCGAAGCAUUUCUCGUUCGGUUGUCAGAAAAACUUCGAAGAUGCGAGCAGAUCUGGGCGUCAAUGCGGUUGGAGAUGGAGGUAAAGGAAAGCCAUCAGCAGUCAGUAGUUCUGUAGAAUUGAUCACAUGUCUGUUGCUCUUUCAAGGAGUUGCAUGGCUUCAAAUACUCACUGGUGAGGGGAGUGAUUGCUCUAGAUGCAUUGCAAAUUUUGGUAUUUUAUGCAGUCUACAACUAUAUAUUCUGAUAGUAAACAACAUCGUCUAGAAUAUUGUAUCGAUCUCGAAUGAGUUGAUCAUGAUUGCCCUACGCCAUAAAGAACGUGACUGUCAAACUCA
Messenger RNA from Musa acuminata AAA Group (dessert banana), 2029 nucleotides. RefSeq lists its product as uncharacterized. The coding region runs from base 1024 to 1809 and encodes 261 amino acids. NCBI's taxonomy places the organism in Eukaryota, Viridiplantae, Streptophyta, Magnoliopsida, Zingiberales, Musaceae. The transcript has 7 exons. The record is from RefSeq and is a predicted model, not a curated record.